AUGACGAUUUCCAGGGCACCUCUUUUGGCGGGCAGCAGCAGCACCAGGCCAAACAAGAGAUGGGCGUGCCGCCGAGGGCCAAGCUACCAUGGAGCUCGCAGCGUGGUGGCAGCCAAAGAGGACGUGGCUGCACAGUGGGCCACGGCCGCGUUUAGAUGGGAUGGAGAGGGCAGCAGUUCGAGGCCGAGUACGAGUGCAGACUGGAGGAAGUCUAAACGGAACAAAAAGGCAGAGGGAGGCUGGCUGGCUGGCUGGCUGGCUGGCUGGCUGAAUGAACGAACGAAUACGGGCCCAAGCAGUCCCAAGGGCGCGGAGGGGGAGCACAACGGGCUUGAUGGCGACACGACUGGGGCAAAGCAGCGAGCGGGCGGCGGUCUGGACGUGUGUGCGACGCUCGGGAGGGACACUGGUCGUCCGUACAGUACAGUACAGUACUGUAGUGGUCGAGUCGUUCGUCGAGGUACGUUGGGGAACGGACGGGGCGAAGACGAUGGAUAUGCGCAGGGCCCAGCGAGGGAGCCAAUUAAUGAGGAUGCAGCCGCCCAGCGCUCAGCCGGGGCGCACCCCGCCGCCCGCUGCAACACUACACGCCGCCACGAGGGCCGCGAACUCGUUCGACUCUCUCUCUCUCUCCUUCGACGCCCUCCUUUCGACGCCCUCCUGCCCAACUGCCCAAGCGGCGAGAGGGCAGAGCAUAAAGCACUGCGCUGCACUGCGCUGCACUCUGUGCGCUUGCAGCCCUCUUCCGCCGACGAUCCCUCAUGGCCGCUUGCAUCCUCUCCGGGCCCGGAAUGGGCCCCACCCCCCUCGUUACAAGUUGCCUUUUCUCUCUCUAGCUAUCCUUUGUUCCGUUUCGUGUCUCGUGGGGCAGAACCGGAAAGCUUCCUCCUCGACGGACGGGUACCAUGA
Molecule: messenger RNA, 909 nt
Organism: Cucurbitaria berberidis CBS 394.84
Lineage: Eukaryota; Fungi; Ascomycota; Dothideomycetes; Pleosporales; Cucurbitariaceae
Exons: 3
Coding region: 1-909 (302 amino acids)
Source: RefSeq, a predicted model, not a curated record